GACAUCAAGGAGCACGUGAAGCAGCUGGAGAAGGCUGUGUCGGGGAAGGAGCCGCGCUACGUCCUGCGGGCCUUGCGGGCUCUGCCCUCCACCUCCCGCCGACUCAACUCCAACGUGCUCCACAAAGCCAUCAACGGCUUCUUCACCUCCAACGCCACGCUGCGGGAUUUCCUCCUCGGCUUCCUGGAGGAGUCCAUGGACACGGAAGCGGAGCUGCAGUUUCGCCCGCGGACGGGGAAGGCGGCCUCGGCCCCUCUUUUGCCGGAAGUGGAGACCUACCUCCAGUUGCUCCUUGUCAUCUACCUGAUGAACAGCAAGCGCUACCCGGAGGCUCAGAAAGUGUCCGAUGACCUGAUGCAGAAGAUCAGCUCCCAGAACCGCCGCGCCCUGGACCUGGUGGUGGCAAAAUGUUAUUACUACCACUCCCGCAUCUACGAAUUCCUGAAUAAACUCGACGUGGUCAGGAGCUUCCUGCACGCCCGGCUACGGACGGCCACGCUGCGCCACGAUGCGGACGGGCAGGCCACGCUCCUGAACCUGCUGCUGAGGAAUUAUCUCCACUACAACCUUUACGACCAAGCAGAAAAGCUCGUCUCCAAGUCCGUGUUUCCCGAGCAGGCCAACAACAACGAGUGGGCUCGGUACCUCUAUUACACAGGGCGCAUCAAGGCCAUCCAGCUGGAGUACUCGGAGGCGCGGAGGACCAUGACGAACGCCCUGCGGAAGGCGCCGCAGCACACGGCCGUCGGCUUCAAGCAGACGGUGCACAAGCUGCUCAUCGUGGUGGAGUUGCUGCUGGGGGAGAUCCCGGACAGGCUGCAGUUCAGACAACCCUCUCUCAAGCGGUCGCUCAUGCCCUACUUCCUCCUGACCCAGGCCGUCAGGACCGGGAACCUGGACAAGUUCAACCAGGUCCUCGACCAGUUUGGGGACAAGUUCCAGGCCGACGGCACUUACACCCUGAUCAUCCGUCUGAGGCACAACGUCAUCAAGACGGGGGUCCGGAUGAUCAGCCUCUCCUACUCUCGCAUCUCCCUGGCCGAUAUCGCCCAGAAGCUGCAGCUGGACAGUCCGGAGGAUGCGGAGUUCAUCGUCGCCAAGGUAACAGCCCGGGAGACCCCGACAGGCACCGUCCUGCCGGGCGGCCU
Molecule: messenger RNA, 1148 nt
Organism: Eurypyga helias (sunbittern)
Lineage: Eukaryota; Metazoa; Chordata; Aves; Eurypygiformes; Eurypygidae
Gene: PSMD3
Product: proteasome (prosome, macropain) 26S subunit, non-ATPase, 3
Exons: 8
Biological process (GO): ubiquitin-dependent protein catabolic process
Cellular component (GO): proteasome regulatory particle, lid subcomplex
Molecular function (GO): protein binding
Source: RefSeq, a predicted model, not a curated record